Messenger RNA from Gigantopelta aegis, 1552 nucleotides. RefSeq lists its product as uncharacterized. Bases 293 to 1420 code for a protein of 375 amino acids. The transcript has 10 exons. The record is from RefSeq and is a predicted model, not a curated record. Lineage: Eukaryota; Metazoa; Mollusca; Gastropoda; Neomphalida; Peltospiridae.
ACGUCUCGGCCGAUUAAGGCCUACUUUUAUUAUGCACUGAGCAUUUUUGCUUUUAUCUCAUCGGCAUGUUCCCAUGUUUUGUUUACAUCGGAAAUAAUAUAGAAACUGAAAUAGCAUUUGCGCUUGCGUGGCAUCGCCAUUGGCCAAUGAACUUUCGUGCAUGCAGUCUGGUGUACUGUUUGUUGUGGAUUCUGUUCUUCCAGCUGUCAUAAUAUGUGAAGCAUUCUGAUGGUUCUGCUCAUAUUCAUUUGGAAGAAGACAUAGUUGUUUUUGUCGUUCAUUGAAAAGAUCCAUGAUGGACAGUUCAGGUGGAUAUCUCCAUGCAAGAGUUGGUGAUUACAGCUUGAAUCCUGAUCCCAGCAAGCAAAAUGAAGUCAAUAACUUAUCUAAACAGCGCUUAGACUCAGGUGUGGGUGAUAUGGACAUUGGAAUGAGGCCGGUAUCAACAAAUCACCGUAACACAACAUACGACUAUAUCGACAACCACUACGAAGAUGUGCCAUCUCCCACCAGAAUCAAUCGCUCGGUGUCGGAACAGAGUACGAGAAAGUCUACGUUGUCUGGAAUGAGUGGCAGCUCCGAGGUGUCCGAUUUUGAUGAAACAAGCACAGCAGGCAUCAUCAAACUUGCAGACAAGAGAAAAAAGUAUAAUCCAUUAUAUCAAACGAGUGGGCACACUGCUCAAAAACCUUCGAGUGAGAAAUCGGCCAGUGUGCGAAAUCUCCAGAAAAGGAUCACCUGCCAUUCCGUUGUCCUCAUUGUUGUUCUGACGUCAUCAUUCGGUGCUCUGGGGCUCAGUCUCUACCUCAUGAUGGAGUCUGAAUCUCGGCAUGUUGAAACUGCCAAAACUCUCAAGAUGCUUCAAGACAAGUAUGAAAAUGUGUCUACUCAGAAUCUGAUUCUGCAGUCUGUCAUUGCUCAAUCUGGCAUCAACACAUCUGCAUUACUUACAUCACUAAACACUCUGUCGAAUACAACAUCUGUCUUAGCAGACUUAAAGGAACAGUUGUCAGAUGCUCAAAAAAAGAUAGCAUUUACACAAGUCGACCUUACAGAGAGACUUAACCAAGUUAACUCUAAUAUGUCGCAGCAUAUUCAAAACUUGACCAGCAUCAUAGUAUCAAAGGACCUAUCAGAAUUUACUAAACUUUCAUCUUGUUACUACAAAAAUUAUACCACGGCCAUGACUCGUGGAACUGGAAGCUACCCUACUCAGUGGCAUCCCAUGUCUCCAGAGCCAGAGGCUGCUGAUGUUCCCAUGUUUGCGUUCUGCUCUGUUAAAGGUGGAGUGACUGAAAUACUGGAGACCAAGUACAUCUCAGCAAAUAAGCUGUCAUACCGAUGUUCUUGUGGUGGGGUUACUAAUGACCCAGAGAGGCUGUGCACGUUACACCUUUGGUUGUGUCCACAAGGUUCUUAGUCAUGAAACUCACCUGUUAUAUUUUCAUAAUAUUUGUUUACUUUUUAUUUUAUUUUAAUAUAAUAAAAUUUCCGUUACAUCCAUUACAAUAUAAUGUCAUCCCAUUGGUCCAGAGGUAGUAACAGGAGUUUG